This is a messenger RNA of Mycena citricolor, 549 nucleotides long. The record is from the annotation of a GenBank genome assembly. NCBI's taxonomy places the organism in Eukaryota, Fungi, Basidiomycota, Agaricomycetes, Agaricales, Mycenaceae.
GCCAGCCAUAGUCCAGCCAUCUCGCCAUCGUACACCUCUGCGCGGCCGCCAAGGCCUUGUGACUCCGCAAAAAUCUCGGUGUUUUCUUGGUAGACAACCACUCCGGUUCCAACACGUCGCAUCCCGUGUAGUUUCCUGAGGGAUCCAUCAGAGUAGGCCAGAAGGUGCUCGGGAUUGUCCGCAAAAGCACUUAUCCGUUCCUUGUGUCUCUCUGCAGCCUCCUCCUUCUCCACCCCAUUCGAGGAUUUUUCUAGCCGCAUGCGAUCACCAAACUUGCUUGCUGUCUGGCCCCAUGGGGGUUAAGGAAAGGGAGGAUCCGUUCGCCGUGGGGAUUGGUGUGAUGGGCAAGACGUUCCAGUACCGGAGGGGGCUGAUGUGGUUUCUGGCCAUUGCGCCAUGUGUUUGGUAGGCGCUCAAUGACCGGGUUGUGUAGGCUGAGCUUGUUGAAUCGAAUCCCGGUCGCCCUAUUGAUGUGGUCCAUUGCAAGUCGGAUUGGGGGCGUAGAUGACUCAAUCUCGAGUGCGUCGAUUGGGGUCGUUCGGAAUGCUG